Molecule: messenger RNA, 2943 nt
Organism: Bubalus bubalis (water buffalo)
Lineage: Eukaryota; Metazoa; Chordata; Mammalia; Artiodactyla; Bovidae
Gene: SCLT1
Product: sodium channel and clathrin linker 1
Exons: 22
Coding region: 491-2491 (666 amino acids)
Biological process (GO): clustering of voltage-gated sodium channels; cilium assembly
Cellular component (GO): centriole
Source: RefSeq, a predicted model, not a curated record
CUCGGCGCUCUCCUGAGUGGCCCGACACGACCCCGAGUGGCCCGUGGGACGUCCAAUAUAUCCAGCCGCGUCCCUGGUCCUACUUGACUGGGAUUCGGGUGAAUGUGAACAAUUUACUUGGCGGGUCCGCAACAAACCUGAAAUUUGGUGUCUCGCUUGAGCAAGGGACUGUGCUGGGACUCGGGAGAAGGAGGCGCGGCUGGGCUGUUGACGCCGCGUGAGUAGGAUGCAGAUCACACCGCUCGAGUGCUAGACAACCUCCGGAGCUUUGCCUUAGUUUUGCUUUCCUGCAUUGCGAGCUUUGUGUCUUUUUGAGAAAAGUAAAGGUAGUGAAAGCUCCAAACAAAUUGCAUCCAAAUGGCCACAGAAAUCGACUUUCUGCGAGAUCAAAACCUCGUAUGCCAGUUAUAAUUGGUGGGUGACCAGAUUAGUUGAUCAGCUAAACACCAGCUCAGACCAAAGACUAAAUGAAACCCUUAGGCGGUAUCAAAUGGAAAAUUUUUUCAAAUAUUCAACAGUACAGAAAGGUGUCUUCAAAGGAGAUGGAGAUGACACAUUAGAAAACUCGGCAGCUGACCAAAGCUUUUUAGUUCCUCUUAUAACUGAGUAUGAUAAGCAUUUGGAAGAACUAAAUGGUCAGCUGAAAUAUUAUCAGAAACAGAUGGGUGAGAUGAAACUACAAUUUGAAAAUGUCACCAAGGAAAAUGAAAGGUUGCACAAUGAAUUAAAAGAUGCUGUUGUUGCAAAGCAAUUGGAGGCCCUUCCCUUUGGCACAGAGAUGGGAAAUGAGAUAUAUACAGAUGACGAAACAGUCAGGAAUCUUCAAGAACAACUAAAACUGGCCAGUCAGGAAAAAGCUCAGGCUGUAGAACUCUGGCAGACUGUUUCUCAGGAGUUGUACAAGCUACGGAAACUUUACCAAGAACAUAUGACUGAGGCCCAGAUUCAUGUUCUUGAAAGUCAAAAGCAAAAGGAUCAGCUGACAAGUUUUCAGCAGCUGACCAAGCAUCUUCAUGUUACUAAUGAGAACGUAGAAUUGACUAAUCAACAUUUUCUGAAAACAGUAACUGAACAAAGUGCGGAAAUUGAGCAACUCCGAAAACAACUUAGGCAAGCCAAGUUAGAUCUGAGAGUUGCAGCAGCAAAAGUGGAAGAAUUAACUAAAGUGACUGAAGACCUUCAAGGACAGAUGCAGAAGAAGGAGGAGGAUAUGGUUUCUGCGCAAGGAAGAGAAGAAGCAUCAGAUAGGCGCUUACAGCAGUUACAAUCUAGUAUAAAACAAUUAGAAGCAAGAUUAUCUGUGGCAGUUCAAGAAGCCACCCAAAUAAGAGCAGAACGAACACAUCUGGAGGAACAGACCAGAGCGUUACAAGCAAAGUGCAGUGAAUUAGAAGAUGAGAAAUAUGAAGCUAUUGUAAGAGCCAGAAAUAGCAUGCAACUCCUAGAAGAAGCUAACCUUCAAAAAAAUCAGGCUCUGCUUGAGGAGAAGCAAAAACAAGAAGCUAUAGAGGAAAUGAAAAAAACGGUUUCUCAGAUUGUGAAAGAUGCUUCCCUAAGAACCAGGACAGCGAUUAUAAACACAAGAAAACAAUAUAAUAUACAGAUUUCUCAACUAACAGAAGAACUUUCAGCCCUUCAAAUGGAGUGUGCUGAAAAACAAGAUCAAAUCGAACGAGCCAUCAGGGAGAAAAAAGCAGUGGAAGAAGAACUAGAAAAGAUUUACCGUGAAGGCAGAAUAAAUGAAAAUGAUUACAGAAAACUAGAAGAAAUGCACCAAAGAUGCCUGCUUGCCGAGCGUUCAAAAGAUGAUCUUCAGCUGAGACUUAAGACAGCAGAAAAUAAAAUCAAACAACUUGAAAUAAAUUCCUCGGAAGAGAUAUCACGUUGCCAAGAAAUGAUUCAGAAACUUCAAAAUAUAUUGGAGUCUGAGAGAGAGAGCUGUGGAUUUGUCAGUGAACAAAGGUUGAAACUUCAGCAGGAAAAUGAACAGUUACAGAAACAGACUGAAGAUUUGAGAAAGAUUGCUCUCGAGGUUCAAAAAAAAGCCAAAUUAAAGAUCAGUACAAUGGAGCAUGAAUUUUCAAUAAAGGAACAUGCGUUUGAAGUUCAAUUAAGAGAAAUGGAAGACAGUAAUCGAAAUUCCACUGUUGAACUGAGGCAUCUCUUAGCUACUACACAGAAAGCAGCCAAUAGGUGGAAAGAAGAAACGAAGAAACUCACUGAAAGUGCAGAAAUUAGAAUCAAUAAUCUAAAGAGUGAGCUGAGUCGACAGAAACUUCAUACCCAAGAGCUGCUUUCUCAGCUGGAAAUGGCAAAUGAAAAGGUAGUUGAGAAUGAAAAGUUAAUUCUAGAGCACCAGGAAAAAUCCAACAGACUUCAGAGGCGGCUGAGUGAAGCGGAACAGAGAGCUGCUUCGGCCUCCCAGCAGCUCAGUGCAAUGACAGUGCAGAGAAGAAGAGCAGCCUCCAUGAUGAAUCUGGAAAAUAUUUAAAAUUAUGCAGCGUUCACUCACAGAACCCUAGAAUUGGGGAAGCGGUUGACCAGAAGUGUAUUAAAAUGGUAAAACCUGCAUAGAGGGUCAUUUUGCACACGCAUUUUCCAUUCUGUCUGGAGGGUUCUUGGAAAACAGAAGAGUGACAGCUUCCUGUAAGUAAAAGAUAAUCCGAUAUUGAGCUUCGGUGGAGAAUAAAGCCCACUGGGAAGAACGCACUGCCUUCAUCAACGUGUCUAUUUUUUAAUUCCUCCUUUUUCCCUUGGAAAAGAAUCAUAAUUUUCAAACUAUGCUAAUCAUGAGAGAGAGUUUUUUUAAAAAUGCAAGAAUUUUAGUAUUUCAGGCUUCAGGAUUUGAGAAUUUCACAUCUGUUACUCAUAACUCAUUUUUAAAGUUCCCAAGUCUCCAUUUUAUUAUGAACUCACAUGUAAUAAAUCAUGUACUUCCUAAAA